Messenger RNA from Opisthorchis viverrini, 952 nucleotides. RefSeq lists its product as hypothetical. The record is from RefSeq and is a predicted model, not a curated record. NCBI's taxonomy places the organism in Eukaryota, Metazoa, Platyhelminthes, Trematoda, Opisthorchiida, Opisthorchiidae. Bases 14 to 952 code for a protein of 312 amino acids. The transcript is spliced from 9 exons.
GGACGCCACAAGGAUGCACAUUAACUUCAUUUUAUUCUACGUGACCGCUGUGUCUUACUGCAUUGUUUUCUCUAAAACACCAAAACUAACGCAGUUUGUUGAUCUGCACAAUGAUGGAAGACUGAGAGUGCAAAAAGGCGAGGUUCCUGGCCAUCCGUGUGCCAGAUAUAUGCCCCCAGUUGAAUGGGAUGAAGAGUUGGCGAGGAAGGCGCAAGAGUGGGCAAACAAAUGCAAAGCAGAGCACAACAGCAACGAGAAUCGCAGAACGAGCAAGUUCCGUGUGGUCGGUCAAAAUCUGGCCAUGGGAUAUGAUUUGCAGGCAGCUUACGAAGCAUGGUUUGCGGAAUACAAAGAAUACAAUUACGCGACUAGAGAAUGUGUCGGUAUGUGUGGACAUUACACUCAGGCUGUAUGGAACGAAACCACCCACAUAGGCUGUGGCUAUGCCGAAUGCCCUUCUCAACGAUGGCGCCAUAUAUUUGUCUGUAACUAUGGCCCAGCGGAACAUGAGGUUGAGAACUCUUACCGGGGAGAUCGUGGUUCUGCCACCGUACGAGGCGUCAGACACAUGUCCAGGGACUCCACAAAAAUGUACAUCAACUUCAUUUUAUUCUACGUGACCGCUGUGUUUUACUGCUUUGUUUCCUCGGAAACACCAGACCUAAUGCAGUUUGUUGAUCUGCACAAUGAUGGAAGACUGAGAGUGCAAAAAGGCGAGAUUCCUGGCCAUCCAUGUGCCAAAUAUAUGCCUUUAGUGAAAUGGGAUAAAGGGUUGGCGAGGAAGGCGCAAAAGUGGGCAAACAAGUGCAGACCAGAGCACGACAACCGCAAGAAUCGCAAGACCAGCAAGUUCAGUGUGCAAACUGGACAAACCCGUAAGGAGGUUCUAACUGGAAGGCUUCAAUACAUUUUAAAUCGCACCACAUGUAUUCUGCCUUUGACCUGUGGGUAG